Molecule: messenger RNA, 2908 nt
Organism: Meriones unguiculatus (Mongolian gerbil)
Lineage: Eukaryota; Metazoa; Chordata; Mammalia; Rodentia; Muridae
Product: cytochrome P450 4A14-like
Exons: 12
Coding region: 47-1570 (507 amino acids)
Biological process (GO): icosanoid biosynthetic process; arachidonate metabolic process; kidney development
Cellular component (GO): intracellular membrane-bounded organelle
Molecular function (GO): iron ion binding; arachidonate monooxygenase activity; alkane 1-monooxygenase activity
Source: RefSeq, a predicted model, not a curated record
GAGUUCCAAAGGUUUAGUGACAUCAGUGAUCCAGAAGCCACUGACCAUGGGUUUCUCGGUGUUUAGUCUCGCCAAAAGCCUGGAUGGUGUCUCUGGGUUCUUCCAAGUGGUCUUCCUGCUCAGCCUAUUUCUUGUGCUGUUCAAGGCAAUCCAGUUCUACUUGCGAAGACAGUGGCUGGUCAAGGCCCUCCAGAAGUUCCCAUCCACACCCUUCCACUGGCUUUUGGGGCACAACCUGAAGGACCAGGAACUCCAGCAGAUUCGUAAAUGGGUAGAGAAAUUUCCAAAUGCCUGCCUAUAUUGGCUCUCAGGGAACAGAGUACGAGUCCUGCUCUACGAUCCUGACUAUGUGAAGUUGAUUCUAGGACGAUCAGAUCCAAAGGCUCACAGAACUUACCACUUGCUUGCUCCUUGGAUUGGUUUUGGUUUGCUCCUGCUGAAUGGGAAGAAGUGGUUCCAGCACCGGCGGAUGCUGACCCCAGCCUUCCACUAUGACAUCCUCAAACCCUACGUCAGAGUCAUGGCGGACUCUGUCAAUAUAAUGCUAGACAAAUGGGAGAAGCUUGGUGGCCAGGACUACCCUCUGGAGAUUUUUGAAUACAUCUCUUUGAUGACACUGGACACUGUUAUGAAGUGCGCGUUCAGCCACCAGGGCAGCGUCCAGUUGGAAGAAAAUUCCAGGUCCUAUGUGAAGGCUGUUGAUGACCUGAACACCCUGAUUUUCCUCCGAUCGAGGAGUGUCUUUUUUGAUUUCAGCCCAAUCUUCAAUAUGUCCUCUGAUGGCUGUUUGUUCCGCCGCGCCUGCCAGAUUGCUCAUGAGCACACAGAUGGGGUGAUCAAGAUGAGGAAGGCCCAGCUGCAGAAUGAAGAAGAGCUGCAGAAGGUCAAGAAUAAGAGGCACUUGGAUUUCUUGGACAGCCUCUUGUUUGCCAAAAUGGAGGCUGGGGACAGCUUAUCUGAUGAGGAACUUCGUGCCGAGGUGGACACAUUCAUGUUUGAGGGCCAUGACACCACAGCCAGUGGAAUCUCCUGGAUUUUCUAUGCUCUGGCCACCCACCCUGAGCACCAACAGAGAUGCAGAGAGGAGGUGCAGAGCAUUCUGGGUGAUGAGACCUCUAUCACCUGGGAGCACCUGGACAAAAUGUCCUACACCACCAUGUGCAUCAAAGAGGCCCUGAGGCUCUACCCAACAGUACCAGGUGUGAGUCGAGAGCUGAGCACACCUGUCACCUUUCCCGAUGGACGCUCCUUGCCCAAAGGUAUUACAGUCACAAUUUCCAUUUAUGGCCUUCACCAUAACCCAAGUGUGUGGCCGAACCCAACGGUGUUUGACCCCUAUCGAUUUGCACCAGAUUCUUCUCGGCACAGCCAUGCUUUCCUACCCUUCUCAGGAGGAGCAAGAAACUGCAUUGGGAAACAGUUUGCCAUGAACGAGCUGAAGGUGGCUGUGGCCCUGACCCUGCUCCGCUUUGAGCUGCUGCCAGAUCCCACCAGGAUCCCAGUCCCCAUUGCAAGACUUGUGUUGAAGUCCAAGAAUGGGAUCUACCUGCGUCUCAAGAAGCUGAAAUAAUACUGGUGGAGAAAAGGACAGCUUUGGAGGCCUGCUGUCUGCAAUACUAUUUGACAUCCGCUUUCAUCCCUGGCUUAUCUAUAUUUGUUUUGCUCUCUCUCUGACCCUAUCCCUCUGUUUUCUGUAAUGUCUCCUGCCAUCUUCCCGUCCUUAUUUCUGUAGCUCUCACCCAAAAUGUUUCCCAGCUUGGGCAUGUACCUGUUUCUCACCUGGUUGUAUCUCUGACUGAGCAUAUAACCCCUGAAACCAGUCCUCCAGGCUAGUCACCCUUUAAAACCACCAGCUUGAUAGAGGAAGAGAUAUUUUAAAGGGAGACACUCCAUUCAGUUAUCAGACUCUUGAGGCAAUGGGCAUCAUUAAUUAAAAUGUCCAUAGGAAUCACAUACUGGGAGAAAAUUAAUAAAAAUCUGCCCACCCGACACUGUUAAUGAUAUAUUUAUUAAGUGCCACUGUUGAUAAUAUGUUGCUAUACUUGCAGACAGGAGGCUAGCAUAACAGUUGUCUGAAUGGCUUCAUUAGGCGGCUGAUGAAAAUAGAUGCAAAGACCCCACAGCCAAACACUAGGUGGAACUUGAGGAAUAUAUAUAUAUAUAUAUAUAUAUAUAUAUAUAUAUAUAUUUUUUUUUUUUUUUUUGAGACAGGGUUUCUCUGUGUAGCUUUGGCUGUCUUGGACUUGCUUUGUAGACCAGACUAGCCUCAAACUUACAGAGAUCUACCUGCUUCUGCUUCUGCUGGGAUUACAUGCUUGCACCACCAUGCCAGGCUGAGGAAUCUUGUGGAAGAGGGGGAGAAAGUACUGAAAGAGCUAGAGGGGUCAAGGACACCAUAAGAAACCUACAAAAUCAAUUAAGCUGGGCCCAUAGGGGUUCACAAAGACUUAACCACCAACCAGAGAACAUCCACGGGACCGACCUAAGUCCUCUACACAUAUGUAAGAGAGGUGCAGCUUGGUCAUCAUGUGGGUCCUCUAACAACUGGAACAGAGGCUCUCUCCGACUAUGUUGCCUGCCUUUGAAUCCCUUUACCCUAACAGAGCAGCCUUCUCUAGACUCAGUAGGAGAAGAUGCACCUAGUCCUACUGUAACUUGAUAUGGCAAGGUGGGUUGGUAUACAUGGGAGGCCUCCUUUUCUCUGAGGCAUAGGGAAGAGGUGAGGUGAAAGAGAGGGGCUAGGAGGGGAGGAAGGGAGGAAGCUAUGGCCAGGAUGUAAAGUAAAUAAGUUAAUUAAUUAAUGAAAAAAAAAAACACUAAAAAUCUGGCACCGGAGAACUUGACUCACAAGUAAAGAUUUUACACAUUUCUGUUUAUCUCAUGGUAAAUUAAAUUAAUUGUAUGCAAA